UAACCAACUCAAACCUACCAAACAUGGACACCGCCACCAACAACAACCAUCUUCGAUUCCAGGAUGCUGAUGAAGUUAUCGAAGAUGCUGCUGAAACCUCCAACCUUGACCAAUCCAUGGGUGGUUGCGAACUUGAUGAUUCAAAUGACAAAACCAGCGCUAAUUACUACUUUGAUUCUUACUCUCACUUUGGAAUUCAUGAAGAAAUGUUAAAGGACACUGUUAGAACCAAGACAUAUCAAAAUGUUAUUUAUCAGAAUAGGUUUUUAUUCAAGAAUAAAGUAGUUCUUGAUGUUGGUGCCGGAACUGGGAUUUUGUCACUAUUCUGUGCCAAAGCAGGUGCAGAACAUGUCUAUGCCGUUGAAUGCUCUGAUAUGGCUGACAUGGCAAAGCAGAUAGUCGAAACUAAAGGUUACUCUAAAGUUAUAACUGUUUUGAAAGGGAAGAUUGAAGAGCUUGAACUUCCUGUUCCUAAAGUUGAUAUAAUCAUUUCCGAAUGGAUGGGAUAUUGCUUGUGGUUUGAGAAUAUGUUAAAUUCUGUGCUCUAUGCACGUGAUAAAUGGCUUGUGGAUGAUGGCGUUGUGCUACCUGAUAUAACAACCCUCCAUUUUACUGCAAUGAAGAUAAAGCAUAAUUGA
Messenger RNA from Lathyrus oleraceus (garden pea), 638 nucleotides. RefSeq names its product probable protein arginine N-methyltransferase 1. Gene Ontology annotation, biological process: chromatin remodeling; peptidyl-arginine methylation, to asymmetrical-dimethyl arginine. Bases 24 to 638 code for a protein of 204 amino acids. Gene Ontology annotation, cellular component: nucleus. Gene Ontology annotation, molecular function: protein-arginine N-methyltransferase activity; histone methyltransferase activity. The transcript has a single exon. Lineage: Eukaryota; Viridiplantae; Streptophyta; Magnoliopsida; Fabales; Fabaceae. The record is from RefSeq and is a predicted model, not a curated record.